Messenger RNA from Corythoichthys intestinalis (scribbled pipefish), 7609 nucleotides. Its product is annotated as myosin-10. The record is from RefSeq and is a predicted model, not a curated record. Bases 185 to 6220 code for a protein of 2011 amino acids. Gene Ontology annotation, cellular component: cytoplasm; myosin II complex; myosin filament. Gene Ontology annotation, molecular function: actin filament binding; microfilament motor activity; ATP binding. Gene Ontology annotation, biological process: mitotic cytokinesis; actomyosin structure organization; regulation of cell shape. The transcript is spliced from 45 exons. NCBI's taxonomy places the organism in Eukaryota, Metazoa, Chordata, Actinopteri, Syngnathiformes, Syngnathidae.
GGGAAUUUCAAGAAUACCACCGGAUGGUGGAGUACCACUGAUGAGAGAGCGGGCAAAUAAAGAAGGGCUCUUUUACUUCGCAUUGUGCUUCCACGCGGAUACUGGUAAACGCCACAGGAGGAUUUUCUUCACCUGCUGCGUGCGGUGCCCAAGUAAGGAGGGGUGCUUCUCGUAACCGCCAACAAUGUCACAGAGGAGUGGGCAAGAGGACCCAGAGCGUUACCUCUUUGUGGAUCGCGCCGUGGUCUACAACCCAGCCUCGCAGGCGGAUUGGACCGCUAAGAGGCUGGUAUGGGUCCCGUCGGAGCGCCACGGCUUUGAGGCGGCCAGCAUUCGUGAAGAACGCGGUGAAGAGGUGUUCGUGGAGCUGGCGGAGAAUGGGAAGAAGGCCUCAGUCAACAAAGAUGACAUCCAAAAGAUGAACCCGCCAAAGUUCAGCAAGGUGGAGGACAUGGCCGAGCUCACUUGCCUCAAUGAAGCUUCCGUACUACACAACCUCAAGGACCGUUACUACUCAGGUCUCAUUUAUACAUAUUCUGGCCUCUUCUGCGUAGUCAUAAAUCCCUACAAAAACCUCCCCAUCUACUCAGAGAACAUAGUGGAAAUGUACAGAGGCAAGAAAAGGCAUGAGAUGCCCCCUCACAUCUAUGCCAUCUCAGAAUCUGCUUACAGAUGCAUGUUACAAGAUCGAGAGGACCAGUCCAUUCUUUGCACCGGAGAGUCAGGAGCUGGCAAGACUGAGAACACAAAGAAGGUCAUCCAGUACCUAGCACAUGUUGCCUCCUCCCACAAAGGAAGGAAAGAUCACAACAUUCCUCCAGAAUCUCCUAAACCAAUGAAGCUGCAGAGUGGAGGCCUCUUUUAUGGUGAACUGGAACGUCAGCUUUUACAAGCCAACCCCAUCCUCGAAUCAUUUGGGAACGCAAAGACUGUGAAAAACGACAACUCGUCACGUUUUGGAAAAUUCAUUCGCAUCAACUUUGAUGUCACUGGCUAUAUUGUUGGGGCCAACAUUGAAACAUAUUUAUUGGAGAAAUCCAGAGCCAUCCGCCAAGCCAAAGAUGAGCGCACCUUCCACAUUUUUUACCAGCUGUUGGCCGGAGCCGGAGAACACCUCAAAUCUGACCUGCUUUUGGAGGGAUUUAACAACUACCGUUUCCUGUCCAAUGGCAACAUCCCAAUCCCAGGACAGCAGGAUAAAGACAACUUCCAUGAGACCAUGGAGGCCAUGCACAUUAUGAGCUUCUCCCAUGAGGAGAUACUGGCCAUGUUGAAAGUGGUGUCGUCGGUGCUACAGUUUGGAAACAUUAUCUUUAAAAAGGAAAGGAACACUGACCAGGCUUCCAUGCCUGAUAAUACAGCUGCUCAGAAGCUGUGUCAUCUGUUGGGCAUGAGUGUCAUGGAGUUCACCAGGGCCAUCCUCUCACCAAGGAUCAAAGUGGGAAGAGACUAUGUCCAGAAAGCUCAAACCAAAGAGCAGGCCGACUUUGCUGUGGAGGCCUUGGCUAAAGCAACCUACGAGCGUCUCUUCCGUUGGCUGGUACAUCGCAUAAACAGAGCUCUGGAUAGGACCAAAAGACAGGGCGCCUCCUUCAUUGGCAUUCUGGACAUUGCUGGCUUUGAGAUCUUCCAGCUGAACUCUUUCGAGCAACUGUGCAUCAACUAUACCAAUGAGAAGCUGCAGCAGCUCUUCAACCACACCAUGUUCAUCCUUGAGCAGGAAGAAUAUCAGAGGGAAGGAAUCGAAUGGAGUUUCAUUGACUUUGGCCUCGACCUUCAGCCCUGCAUCGAUCUCAUUGAGAGGCCUGCAAACCCUCCAGGGGUAUUAGCUCUAUUGGAUGAGGAGUGUUGGUUCCCCAAGGCCACAGACAAGACCUUUGUGGACAAGCUAAUCCAGGAACAGGGUACACAUACCAAGUUCCAGAAACCACGCCAACUCAAAGACAAAGCUGACUUCUGCAUCAUCCACUAUGCUGGAAGGGUGGACUAUAAGGCAGAUGAGUGGUUGAUGAAGAACAUGGACCCCCUCAAUGACAACGUGGCUACGCUACUGCAUCAGUCCGCUGACAAAUUUGUGGCAGAGCUGUGGAAAGACGAGAUUCAGACCAUUCAAAGGGCUUCAUUCUAUGACAAUGUCACUAGUCUGGAUGAGCCAGCAGUGGAUCGUAUAGUGGGCUUGGACCAGGUGGCAGGCAUGAACGAGACCGCAUUUGGUGCCACCUAUAAAACGAAAAAGGGCAUGUUUAGGACUGUGGGUCAACUCUACAAGGAGUCACUCACCAAGCUCAUGGCCACACUGAGGAACACCAACCCUAACUUUGUCCGCUGUAUCAUCCCCAACCACGAAAAACGGGCAGGUAAGCUAGAGCCUCAUCUGGUUCUGGACCAGCUGAGAUGCAAUGGAGUUUUGGAGGGGAUCCGUAUCUGCAGACAGGGCUUCCCUAAUCGCAUUGUCUUCCAGGAGUUCAGACAGAGAUAUGAAAUCCUCACUCCCAAUGCUAUCCCCAAGGGGUUCAUGGAUGGGAAACAAGCUUGUGAGAGAAUGAUUCAAGCCCUUGAGCUGGAUCCCAAUCUGUUUCGCAUUGGCCAAAGUAAGAUCUUCUUCAGAACUGGUGUCCUGGCUCACUUGGAGGAGGAGCGUGAUCUGAAGAUCACUGACAUCAUCAUUUACUUCCAAUCUGUGUGCCGUGGAUACUUGGCACGCAAGGCCUUUGCCAAGAAACAGCAACAGCUAAGUGCCCUAAAGGUUCUCCAGAGGAACUGUGCUGCUUAUCUAAAACUGCGACACUGGCAGUGGUGGAGACUCUUUACCAAGGUGAAGCCUCUUCUGCAGGUUACUAGACAGGAGGAGGAGAUGCAAGCCAAAGAUGAGGAGCUGCUCAAGGUGAAGGAGAGGCAGCUGAUGGUGGAGAAUGAUCUUGUAGAGAUGGAGAGGAAACACCAACAGCUUUUGGAGGAGAAGACAAUUCUUGCAGAGCAGCUUCAGGCAGAAACAGAGCUGUUUGCUGAGGCUGAAGAGAUGAGAGCUCGUCUGGCCUCCAGGAAGCAAGAGCUCGAGGAGAUCCUUCACGACUUGGAGUCUCGGGUGGAGGAAGAGGAGGAGAGGAAUCAGAGUCUACAGAAUGAGAAGAAGAAGAUGCAGUCACAUAUUCAGGACCUAGAGGAGCAGCUUGAUGAGGAAGAGGCCGCACGACAGAAGCUUCAACUUGAUAAAGUGACUGCUGAGGCAAAGAUCAAGAAAUUAGAAGAAGACAUUGUGUUGCUUGAGGACCAAAACACCAAGUUCCACAAGGAGAAGAAGCUUCUGGAAGACCGAAUCAAUGAAGCGACUACCAUGCUGACGGAGGAGGAGGAAAAGGCAAAGAACCUUGGAAAACUUAAGAAUAAGCAGGAGAUGAUGAUGGUCGAUCUGGAGGAGCGUCUGAAGACGGAAGAGAAAACACGUCAGGAGCUUGAAAAGGUCAAGCGUAAGCUGGAUGCUGAGACGACAGAUCUGCAGGACCAGAUUGCUGAGCUCCAGGCACAAAUUGAAGAAUUGAAGAUGCAAUUGGCCAAGAAGGAGGAGGAGCUGCAGGCUUCUUUGGCUAGGAAUGAUGAAGAGACAGCGCAGAAGAACAAUGCUCUCAAGCAGAUCCGAGAGCUGCAAGCCCAACUGGCUGAGCUGCAAGAGGACCUGGAGUCCGAGAAGAUGUGUCGAAGUAAAGCUGAAAAACUAAAGCGGGACCUCAGCGAGGAGCUGGAGGCUCUGAAGACUGAGCUGGAGGACACACUAGACACCACCGCUGCGCAACAGGAACUCAGGACCAAACGAGAGCAAGAAGUAGCUGAGCUGAAAAAAGCGAUUGAUGAGGAGAGCAAAAACCAUGAGGCCCAAAUCCAGGAAAUGAGGCAGCGGCACGCCAUCGCGCUGGAGGAACUGUCUGAACAACUGGAUCAGGCAAAGAGAUUCAAGUCUAAUUUGGAGAAGAACAAGCAGUGUCUGGAAAACGACAACAAAGAGUUGGUCUGUGAGGUGAAGCUUCUGCAGCAGACCAAGACAGAAUCCGAACAUAAAAGGAAGAAGCUGGAGUCUUUAAUGCAGGAGUUCACGGCUAGAACCACUGAGAUGGAGCGGGCAAAGGGGGAGAUGGCCGACCGUUCCCACAAACUCCAGAUGGAGCUGGACAAUGUGUCGGCCCUGCUGGAGGACGCGGAGAAGAAGGGAAUUAAACUGGCCAAGGAUGCUGACAACCUAGGAAGCCAGCUGCAGGAUGCCCAAGAGUUACUGCAGGAGGAGACUCGCCAAAAGCUUAACCUGGGUAGUAGAGUGCGUCAGCUGGAGGAGGAGAAGAACACCUUGCUGGAACAGCAGGAGGAAGAGGAGGAGGCUCGCCGCAAUUUGGAAAAACAGCUGCAGACGGCCCAGGCUCAGCUGAUGGAGACCAAGAAAAAGCUGGAAGAGGACGUGGGAGUCAUGGAGGGCUUGGAGGAGCUGAAAAGAAAACUCCAGAAAGAUGUGGAGCUGAGCAACCAGCGUCUGGAGGAGAAGGCCAUGGGCAUGGACAAGAUGGAGAAAACCAAAAACCGACUGCAGCAGGAGCUGGAUGACCUAAUGGUUGACCUGGACCACCAGAGGCAGAUUGUCUCCAACCUGGAGAAGAAGCAGAAGAAGUUUGACCAGAUGUUGGCUGAGGAAAAGACCGUGUCUGCUCGAUACGCCGAAGAACGUGACCGUGCGGAGGCUGAGGCCAGGGAGAAAGAAACCAAGGCCUUGUCCAUGGCCAGGGCUCUAGAGGAGGCUCUGGAGGCCAAGGAGGAGCUGGAGAGGUUCAACAAACAACUCCGUGCAGAAAUGGAGGACCUAAUGAGCUCCAAAGACGAUGUAGGGAAAAAUGUCCACGAGCUGGAGAAGUCCAAGCGUACGCUGGAGCAACAGGUGGAGGAGAUGCGAACUCAGCUGGAGGAGCUGGAGGAUGAGCUGCAGGCAACCGAGGACGCCAAAUUACGUCUGGAGGUUAACAUGCAGGCCAUGAAGGCCCAGUUUGAUAGAGAUUUGCAGGCGAGGGACGAGCAGGGCGACGAGAAGAAGAGGGCGCUUGUCAAACAGGUGCGUGAAAUGGAGGCAGAGUUAGAGGACGAGAGGAAACAGAGGACGCUCGCUGUGGCCUCCAAGAAGAAGCUGGAGAUGGAUCUCAACGAGCUGGAAGGACAGAUAGAAGCAGCCAACAAAGGCAGAGACGAGGCAAUGAAACAACUAAAAAAAUUACAGGCACAGAUGAAGGACUACCAGAGGGAGCUGGAGGAGGCGCGGGCCUCCAGGGAUGAGAUCUUCACGCAGUCCAAAGAAAACGAGAAAAAACUCAAGAGUCUUGAAGCUGAAAUCUUGCAACUACAAGAGGACCACGCGGCGUCUGAACGAGCCCGCCGGCAUGCCGAACAGGAGCGAGAUGAGCUGGCUGACGAAAUCUCCAACAGCACUUCCGGAAAAUCCAUGUUGCUAGAAGAAAAAAGGCGACUGGAGGCUCAAAUUGCCCAGCUUGAAGAAGAGUUAGAGGAGGAGCAGGGAAACACUGAGCUGCUUAACGAGCGCUUCAGAAAGAGUACGAUUCAGGCAGAGACUUUAAACACAGAGCUGGCUGCAGAGCGCGCUGCCUCCCAAAAGAGUGAGAACGCUCGGCAACAGAUGGAGCGCCAGAACAAGGAGCUGAAGGCCAAGCUGGCAGAGCUGGAAGGCUCGGUCAAAUCCAAGUUUAAGGCUUCGAUCAUGGCGUUGGAAGCUAAAACUCUGCAGCUGGAGGAACAGCUCGAACAGGAAGCAAAAGAGCGAGCAGCAGCCAAUAAAUUAGUCCGGCGCACGGAGAAGAAGCUUAAGGAGGUAAUGAUGCAGGUGGAAGACGAGCGACGUCAUGCCGACCAGUACAAAGAACAGGUGGACAAAGGCAACUCGCGUAUGAAGCAACUGAAGCGUCAGCUGGAGGAAGCCGAGGAGGAAGCCACCAAAGCCAACGCGUCUCGCAGGAAGCUGCAAAGGGAGCUGGACGACGCCAGCGAAGCCAGCGAGGGACUCAGCCGAGAAAUCAGCAGCCUCAAGAGCAGACUCAGGCGAGGCGGUCCCGUGGGCUUUUCGUCGGGCCGCUCGGGUCACCACAACUUGAACGUGGACGGCGCCUCCGCGGACCGCUCGGACGACGACGCCGACAGCCGCACCAGCGACUUCAACGACAUCGGCAACCUGGAGUGAACACGUCCGCCCGCUAACACCGCACUCUACAGCCGUACCUUGACUUAUGAGCGCCCGCGAGUAUUUUACGCUUCUAGAAAAAUUGACCGAUUGGCUGAAAACACAGAUAUACGCACAAGCACUUUACACAAACAAUACCAAGUUAUUCAACUCACAUUUCUGACAUUUAAAUAAUACACUUUAAUUGUAAUGCUAAAUGUACACUGCACAAACAGAUUUUUUUUAAUGAUAUAAAAACAAAUACAGAAUAAAAAAUAGUACCAUUUGACCUCAUUUUGUUUUUGGCGCUAGUGUUUUCCAAAUUAUUUUACAUUCAUUUUAAUACCAUUAUUAUUGCAAAUUUUCCAAAAAUGUGACAUUUGAACUCAUUUCAUUGGCGAAAACAUGGAACAGAUUUAACUCUUAAGUCAGGGCACUGCUGUUUUUUUUUUUUUUUUUAAAUAAACGGACACUCCGACAUUUGUUGCACGUGGAGGAAAUUUUCCUUGCAACAUUGACAUCCCCGGAAAUAAACAAACAUAUUUAGUCUCACGUGGAAAACCUGUUGAGCAUAUUAUCCACCUUAAGGUCUAUUAGUUAGACGAUUUGGGAAAACUCUGGAUAGUCUCAUUUAAAGUGCACAUCAUCUCCUUUGUGUAAAAGGACAAAGAUUCAACGUCUGUUUCUUUAAACGUGCCUUAGACACUAAAUAAGAACAUCAACGGCCGAGGAUUUUUGCUCCAAAAGCUAAACCGAUACCAUUUAUCGUUUUCUUGUGUUGCUUCAUAUCAGCACGUGAUGAUGCGCCACUCGCCAUCACAGUUGAACUCAUUUCGGCUCCGAAUCGGAAGAACUCGCGGGCCGCCGUUGACGGCGACAGAUGUUAUUUCCAUUUGAAGUGAGAGGUACGGCAGCGAAUCGACGUCCAUCGUCGUCACUGGCAGCCCACGGGUAAAUAAAUUUCAAGUUAUUGUUGUACAGCAUCUUUUGCAUUUGGUUGGAAGCUUUAACAUCCUCAAAUAGUUCAUUAACAACCAGUUGAUAUUAGUGUUACAAUGCUGAUGAUUGUUGUUAUUAUCCAGCAGGCAUUCCACUACAAAUACUCCCAGUGUUAUUUCUUGUAUACUUGGAUUUCUAGACAAUAAUCAUUUUUUUUCUUUUCUUUUUGUUUUUUUAAAUAAGGAAAAUAAAGCGGAUUCAUUGUUUUCAUGUCCUUUCGCCUCAAUUGUUUCCUUUGGGAUGUUUGUGUUCCUUGCUAAAGUUUGUGUAAAUAUUGAAAAUUAUUAUAAUUCAGAAAAGUUCAUUACCAAGAAGAAAAUACUUGCAGGUGGAAUAAAGGAAAAAAGGAGUGAAAUACCACAUUUCAUUUCAAGCCUAUUACUGGAGUGUUUAUGCCUGCAACCAAGGAUA